UCACGCGACGCUGAUGCUUGGGAGUCAUGUGAUACCAAGAUGGUGGUUCCGCGGUAGCUUCCGUGGGACAGUACAGUCCUAGGAACCGCGACAGUUUCUAACCUUAGGUCGUGAGGAGGCCCAUUUAACUGACUGCAGCCGCGCGUGACUGGGAUUAAGGACCUGAUCAGAGCUGGGACUGUUGAUGUCACUGGUAGGUUCCGGGGAGUGCUAGUGACCUCGGUUCAGAAGCCAUACGCCGGCCGGGGAAGCAUCCGGAGAGUAGCUACACUUCUCCGUCAUCUGGGCUUGCAGCUUUGGAGUUCAUGAGACUUCUCAGGGCUUCCCAGGUUCCAAACCUUGAGAAUCUUCGGGGAUUUGGAUUCUUGGGUGUGUGAGAGGCAGCUUAGAACCCCUGGAAGUGCAAAGAAGGCCGCAAGAGCUUCGCUUCCUCAUCCAGAGGCCGGACUUCACUGCCGACUAACCCCGCAUUAUUUUCCAUUUCCUCUCAAUGUUCUCUCCGUAUUUCAGGAAAUAUGAUCAGCGCCCCUGAUGUGGUGGCCUUCACCAAGGAAGACGAGUACGAGGAAGAGCCUUACAAUGAGCCCGCCUUGCCAGAGGAGUACUCGGUCCCUCUCUUCCCCUAUGCCAGCCAGGGGGCUAACCCCUGGUCUAAACUGUCCGGGGCCAAGUUCUCCAGGGACUUCAUCCUUAUUUCCGAGUUCUCUGAGCAGGUGGGACCUCAGCCUUUGCUGACUAUCCCCAAUGACACCAAAGUUUUUGGCACUUUUGAUCUCAAUUACUUCUCCUUGCGGAUCAUGUCAGUGGAUUACCAGGCUUCAUUCGUAGGUCAUCCUCCUGGUUCUGCCUACCCGAAGUUGAACUUUGUGGAGGACUCCAAAGUGGUACUGGGAGACUCUAAGGAAGGGGCCUUUGCAUAUGUGCACCACCUUACCUUGUAUGACCUGGAGGCCCGUGGCUUUGUGAGGCCCUUUUGUAUGGCUUAUAUAUCUGCAGACCAGCAUAAAAUCAUGCAGCAAUUCCAGGAGCUUUCGGCUGAAUUUUCCAAAGCAUCUGAGUGCUUGAAGAUGGGUAACAGGAAGGCAUUUGCCGGGGAACUUGAAAAAAAGCUGAAAGACUUGGAUUACACAAGGACAGUGCUGAACACAGAAACUGAGAUCCAGAAGAAAGCCAAUGACAAAGGUUUUUAUACAUCUCAGGCAAUUGAGAAAGCCAAUGAACUGGCCAAUGUGGAGAAGUCCAUCAUUGAGCAUCAAGAUUUGUUGAGGCAGAUCCGCUCAUACCCUCGUCAGAAGAUGAAGAUACCUGAUUUGCAUCCUGGUGAUACGGAGCAUACCCAAGAUCAGGCUGACCAGGUAUCCACUACCUCUAACCCUGAGGAGUCAGCUGAUGCAGACCUUUAUACCCGCAGACCAGCUUACACCCCAAAACUCAUCAAAGCAAAGUCCACCAAGUGUUUUGACAAGAAGUUGAAGACCUUGGAGGAACUCUGUGACACUGAGUAUUUCACUCAGACCCUGGCCCACCUUAGCCACAUUGAACACAUGUUCAGAGGGGACUUGUGCUACCUCCUGACCAGUCAGAUUGACAGAGCACUUCGAAAACAACAGCACAUAACAAAUUUCCUCUUUGAGGACUUUGUGGAGGCUGAUGACAGGAUGGAGAAACAAGAGAAUGUGCCCUCUCAGCCCAGUCAGGAUAGGCUGCCUUCCAGGCCUGUGGAAGAAUGCCCCAUUCCUAAAGUGUUAAUUAGUGUUGGUUCUUACAAGUCCAGUGUGGAGUCUGUGUUGAUCAAGAUGGAGCAGGAACUUGGAGAUGACGAGUACAAGGAAGUGGAGGCAACAGAAUCGAGCGGUUUUGACCUCCAAGAAAACCUGGACUACCUGGACAUGGAUAUGAAAGGGAGCAUCAGCAGUGGGGAGAGCAUCGAGGUUCUGGGCACAGAGAAGUCAUCCUCUGUGCUGUCUAAAUCUGACAGUCAGGCCAGCCUCACAGUGCCGAUGAGUCCCCAUGUCGUCCGUAGCAAGGCAGUCAGCCACAGGACAAUUAGUGAGGACAGUAUUGAAGUCUUAAGCACCUGCCCAUCGGAGGCCCUCAUUCCUGAUGACUUUAAGGCCAGCUACCCAAGUGCCAUUAAUGAGGAAGAAACCUAUGCAGAUGAUGAGGGGGCCAUCCAUUUCCAGGCAAGUGUCAGCCCACCAGAACUGGGUGAGACUCAGGAGGGCAGCUUGGAAAAUACCCCAUCCCAAAUAGACUCUAGCUGCUGUAUUGGAAAGGAGAGUGAAGGUCUGAUGAUUCCUCUUCCCACCGCAGCUUACACUCUCUCUGAUGAGGAUGGUGUGGUGAGCAUCCCCCCACAGCGCUACAGGCAGAAGGACCAGGGGAUCCAUGUGGACAUCAUGAUGGAAAACACUGAUCCUUCCCAAGACAACAGUUGUGAAAUGUUCCCUGCUAAUGAGCUGAAUCCAGGCUGCCUUCUGGCUAGCCGAGAUGUUAGUAAGACGAGCCUGGAUAACUAUUCAGAUACCACAAGCUACAUGGGUAGUGUGGCCUCCACCAGCUCAGACAGAAUCCCCUCUGCUCACUCUGCUAGCCUAUCCUCUGAGAGACACAAAAAGAGAGCUGGCCAGAACGCCUUAAAAUUCAUCCGCCAGUACCCUUUUGCCCACCCAGCCAUCUACUCCCUACUUAGUGGGAGGACACUUGUGGUCCUGGGCGAAGAUGAAACCAUAGUCAGGAAGCUUGUAGCCGCACUGUCCAUCUUUGUUCCCAGCUAUGGCUACUAUGCCAAGCCAGUGAAGCACUGGAUUUCCUCCCCUUUGCAUAUUAUGGAUUUUCAGAAGUGGAAGCUUAUUGGCCUACAGAGGGUGGCCUCCCCUGCCAGUAUGGGAACCCUCCAUACCCUGAGCCGUUACAGCCGCUAUACAAGCAUCCUGGACCUGGACAGCAAGACCCUCCGCUGCCCCCUGUACAGGGGUACACUGGUGCCCCGCCUGGCUGACCAUCGCACUCAGAUCAAGCGGGGCAGCACAUACUACCUACAUGUCCAGAGCAUGCUCACCCAGCUUUGCUCCAAGGCAUUCCUGUACACCUUCUGCCAUCACCUACACCUGCCUGCCCACAGUGAGGAGACACAAGAAGCCGUGGCCAGCAGACAAACCAGCUUCCUAAAGCUCAACCUGGGACUAGUGAAUGAGGACAUCAAGGUGGUGCAGUACCUGGCUGAGCUGUUGAAACUGCACUACAUGCGGGAGUCACCUGGGACCACCCACCCCCUGCUCAGGUUUGACUAUGUCCCCAGCUUUUUGUACAAAAUCUAAGGGUUCCAGCCACUGUGACCAAGACCUGUGACUCGGUAUGGGGAGGGAGAAGGGUUGCUGUGACUAAAUGGUUGCCUGAGCUGGAGUGUUGAGCUUUGUGGUGUCAGCGGCAAGGAAACAGGUAGCAGUUGUGAUCCCCAUCUUGCUCUGGGCAAUGUGUAAAGUAGGCCGAGCAAAGGUGGAGCCCCGCUCUCUAGAGGUGGCUGGAGGAACUGCAGCUGCUCUUGGUCCCAUGGGGAAAUGGCUGCCAGAUAAGGGGGUAUCCUUAAUUUUCCAAGGACCAGCAGUCUGGGCAGGAAGAGAAAGCUCCAGACCCUGUGGGGCUGGAAAAGAUGAGGCUAAGUAGCCAAAGCCCACAUGACACCCAAGUGGCAGAAUCAGCCUGGGAACUGUGGUGUGUGUUACACAGGACAGCCAUCGCCUUCAUCUACCUCUACCAAGGCCCUUUACUUGGUUUCCUGGAACCCAAUAACUGAGGGAAGACUCUGAAACAAGGACAUGGAAGAACAGUGCUCUGGUCAGUUGGAGAGACACAUCAGACCUGGGGGAUGCAGACCACAAGUGGCCCUUUGUCCUAUCUUCCCCUCUGUCAAGGAAGCAGAUGUCAAACAGCUACAACCAGUACAAGAACUACCUGGAGAGCUGUAGAUGAAGCAGGCUGUAGGCCAUCCCCACUGUGCAUGACAGGAGCUGCCCACUGGCUCUUUUCGGCCAUAACAUGAACUCAGAUGCCCCUGGAAUGGUCUGCCAUACUCUGUUACCUCUCCUGGGGGCUGGGGCCUUGGUGACAACUGAGUUCUGACUGGAACUUAGGGAGCAAGGCUAUCCUGUACCAGCUUCCAGGUUGUUGUCAUUAUAGUUCACAUCUGGGAGGCAGUGUAUACCCUAUCAUUAAAAAUCAUCCCUAUGUAAGUCUUUUCCCUUCAAAGAACUUUGAGCCUGAGAAGGAGGCAGCUUCUUGUCCCCAUGUGACCCACAAGUGGCCAUCAUCAUGACCUCCCUGGGACUCCUGAUGCAGCUGCUCCACGGAGUGCUUCUCACAAUCUUGAAAAUAUGAGACCUGUUUAAAAGUUUUCUCAGCCAGGCCAUGGUGGCACACACCUUUAGUCCCAGCACUCAGGAGGCAGAGGCAGUCGGAUCUCAGUGAGUUCAAGGCCAACUAGGUCUAAGUUCCACGACAGCCAGGACUGUUACACAGAGAAACCCUGUCUUGAGGAGGAAAAUAUUUUCUCUCUAAAUAGAUGCUCUGGUUGCUACUGCUGCUUUUUUAAUUUGCUAUCAAAGCAAACAAAACCCUGCAGUAAAUUGGACCCGGAUCAGCCCUGUGCAUGCAUCUGUUAGAUGCUUGCUGUGUUCCCUGCACUCAGGUCUGUCAGCUGGCCACACCACUGAAGUCUCUCACAAGAAGGAACACUGUAGAAGCCUCGUAAUCAAAGAUGGCUUGUAGCAUGCCACUCCUGUGUCACGUUCCUUACCCAGGUCUUUGACACAGAGUUUCAGGUCAUGGUCCCCAUUUCACUUUAGACAGAUGUGGUUUUGCUAAAACCAGGGUUUUGUCACUGUGGCUGUUACAUGUAUUUACAGACACCUUAGCUGCUGUGGUUUCUCCUCAUGGGCUCCCUCAUCAGCGGUUGCUUCUUAGUGUUCUAAAUGCUACUUUGACUGGUUGGCUAAGUGCCCUUUUCUAAAGCCUCCAAGGAUCAAUGAUGGAGUUCAAGAGCCAGGCUGGGAAGUGGUCAGUCACUGGUACUACAGCCUCAGCAUGGGGACUCGAAGGUGAAUGCUGUUCCCUACACUGAGGAAGGCAGCUACUUUGGCCUUCUGCACACUGAAAGCACAGACUUGAGUGGUCUCAAGUGGAGCUCCAGGUACCAGGUACCUCCUUGGCAUUCAGCCACAGGGUGACCCAGAAGAUAAAGCCAAGACUGAUGUGGAGUGAGCAGAAGUCCCGUGUGGCAGGUGUGGAAAUGGCAAACAGGUGCCUCUCUUGAAUGGCUCCUCACUAAGUACAGACUGACAAGGAGUCAAACUCUUAAGAUUUAUUUUGCUUUUGAGACAGGAUCUCACGUAACCCAGGCUGAGUUCAGAUUCAGAAUGUACCAAGGAUAACCCUAAACUCUUGAUCCUUCUGCCUCCAUGUCCCAAUUGCUGAGAUUAUAGGUGUGUGCCACCAGAACCAGUGUCUAGAUUUAGACUUUAGUUUUAAAACUUUAUUGUGGUGAUUUGAAAGGAUCACUUAAUGGCAAAAUCAUGCUUCCUCUUAGGAUUAGUUAUCAGGGCUGAGUUUGGACAGAGGCAGUUAAUGCUUUGCUCCUCUGCUUUAGAGGACUGAGAUCUAGAAGAUGUGUAUGUACCUUCUAUGCUGUGGAAACCUAUGCAACAAGACUCAGCUCUUUAAAUUUUCAUGUGGUCAUUGGGUGUGGUGGUACACCAUCUCUAAUCCCAGCAUUCAAUAGGCAGAGACAGGUGGAUCUCUUGUGAGCUAGAGGUCACCCUGAUCUACAUGAGGAGUUCCAGGCCAGCCAGGGCUAAAUAAUGACUCCUGUCUCAAAGAACAAAAGGUUUCCAACUGUAGUGUUAGGCUAGUAAGGCUUUUGAUUGUUUUGUUCUUUUGAGACAGUUUCAUGUAGCCCAGGCCAAUUUUGAACUCUGUAGCUAAGGCUGACUUUGAACUUCUGAUUCCUCCUGCCUCCACAUGCUGAGAUUGCAGGUCUGUCGUGCUUAGAUUCCUUGGUUUUGGGGAAUGAAGCUGGGGCUUCAUAUGUACUAGGCAAGCACCCUAUCAACUGAACUACAUCCCUAGCCUGGCGAAUUUAAAUUGUACUAUUAAUAACACCUCACAGAAAGAUAACAGAGCUCUUCUUUAUUCCUAUCAUUGUGAGUCCUGGCACUAAAACCGGUAAAAACUUGUCUGCCAAUCAAUUAUGUCCCUUCCUGUUUUAAAAGCUGUCCAGUUUAAAAACCAUCCAGCUGAGCUGGUACAUUGUUCUACCAUUGUACAAGUCAUGCUUGUACAAUCCUCAACAUUCACCCGCUCUGCUGUUGAGGUCAGUUCAUGGUCUUCUAUAUAAUGUUGGGGGACAGACACGUGGAACUUACUGACUUGAGUUGCCACCUCCUGCCUCACCAUUUCCCUUCAGAGGAACCUUGAAAUAAAAAUAUUUUAACUUGGGCUGGAGAGAUGGCUCAGUCGUUAAAGGUUAGGCUCACAACCAAAUAUAUUUUAACUCAGCCAGGUGGUGGUGGCACAUGCUGGCAAAUGUCUGAUCUCCACAGAUCCUGUCUCAAAAACAAAUGUUUUCACCCCUCCAUGAUUUGUUAGUCAAGUAGCUGAAGUUACUCUUAAACUUGGAACUGGACUUCAGUCAUGACUUGUCAUUCCUGAUCUGACUUUUAAGUCCUUUUAGUUCAGUUGCAGUAUUUGAAGUACAAAGGAUUUCAACCCCAUCUAAAUUAAUUAGUUCCCAUCUUAGUCCUAGGAAAGCAGACCUCCCUUCUUCUUGGCCAAGUAUCAAAGCCAGUAGUGCCAUAUGGUACUGGAGGCAGAACUUGUAGGUUAUCUUGCAUGCAUUUUGGCUAUCCGCCUGCUUCACUCAGUCCAUGCCACUCCCCAGCCUGGGUGCUACGACUGCCAUGGUUUAUCUCCCAAAUAGUUGGGUGGUAGUAGCUCACCCAGUCAGGGAUGAUCUAUCAUCAGGUAUGUAAGGCCUCUGGAGGUACCAAAUCCUCAUGGCAGUAGGCCAUUCAGGCUACUUUCUACUUCCUUAGAAAGCUCCUAAGAAAGUGCCUUGGCUUGUACUUUGGAACAAAUUAGCCAGCUUUAUGGCUUCCCCCUAAUACUGUGAUCAAACUGGAAUUGUUAAGGAAUACACUCAUACUUAGGCUUCAGAAAUGAUAUUUAUUUUGCUCUGAAAACAAAGCUUUCUUUGAGUCUUUGAGUUUGGCCCACUCACUAAGCUUUGGGAACAGCAGGAACAGAUGAAGUGUAGCAGUGGGAAAAACAAAUUCGUCCUACAGUGUUGAUUUACUGGUUUACAGUGUAGGUCCCCAGGAAGUCCUACUUGGAGCUGUGUAGUUGUCUUCAUCAAAGCAGGAAUUAAGUUUGCUAAAGUGUACAGUGGUCCUACAGUCAGAGAUGAGGAGACCAGUAUGCCACCACACCCCAUGGAAACAGACACAAUUGUCUUCACAUGGUGGAGACAGUACCAACAAUGGACCAGCUCCCAGGGAGACUUGGCCAGACUAUCUUAAACUGGACAGCUGGAGCUGCAGGCUGGACUGAGGCACACAGCAGUUAGUGAGCAGCAGUCAGCAAUGAACUCUUGCUAUUUUCAAAGAAGCUAUUUUACUACUGCAUGUCCCACAAUGUCUGAAUAUAGUCUCAACCUGCAAACUGCAGUCACAGUACUGGAACCAGAGCACUGCUGAUGUGACCGUGUCCCACAGGCAUUAUACACAAAAGUUUAACCAGCGUAAAUGCCAAACAAAUAGUAUGAGGAGUGUACUUUUUAAGAUAUUAAUUUAUUUGAGUUCAGAUAUUUUUAAAAUAUAAGAACUGGUUGUAUUUUUUAAAGCUAUAAUUCUUGUAGACAUUCUGUGGGUAAAAAUUUGAUUGUGCAUAUUUAAAAAAAGUCACCGAUGGUUUGCAAUUCAACAAUGUGAAAAAUAAAGAUUCUUUGGGAAGGUGG
Molecule: messenger RNA, 8008 nt
Organism: Phodopus roborovskii (desert hamster)
Lineage: Eukaryota; Metazoa; Chordata; Mammalia; Rodentia; Cricetidae
Gene: Smcr8
Product: SMCR8-C9orf72 complex subunit
Exons: 2
Coding region: 516-3320 (934 amino acids)
Cellular component (GO): guanyl-nucleotide exchange factor complex
Molecular function (GO): GTPase activator activity
Source: RefSeq, a predicted model, not a curated record